Python bivittatus (Burmese python) is the source of this 2491-nucleotide messenger RNA. RefSeq names its product calpain-8. The record is from RefSeq and is a predicted model, not a curated record. NCBI's taxonomy places the organism in Eukaryota, Metazoa, Chordata, Lepidosauria, Squamata, Pythonidae. Gene Ontology annotation, biological process: proteolysis. Gene Ontology annotation, molecular function: calcium-dependent cysteine-type endopeptidase activity; calcium ion binding. Gene Ontology annotation, cellular component: cytoplasm.
CGCUCCACCUCUCCAUGGCCACUCACUCGCACACUUUCCUUCUUGCUGUUAACCUUUUAGACGUCUUGUGCCCUAGCGUUUCACUAGGAACCUGGUGCUAUGACAGGUGUAGCCCUCAAACUGGCCAGGGAAAAGGCCAUCCUAGAUGGCUUAGGAUCCAAUGGAAAUGCCGUGAAAUACUUAAAGCAGGAUUUUGAAGCUCUGAGAAGCCAGUGUUUGCACUCUGGGACCCUCUUCAAAGAUGAAGAAUUUCCUGCUUGCCCCUCCGCUCUUGGCUAUAAAGAUUUGGGACCGUAUUCUCCCAAAACUCAAGGGAUUAUUUGGAAACGACCCCCGGAGCUGGUCCCAAACCCCCAGUUCAUUGAGGGAGGAGCCACUCGUACAGAUAUUCGUCAGGGGGCUUUGGGGGACUGUUGGCUUUUGGCAGCUAUUGCGUGUCUCACAUUAGAUCAAGAAAUUUUAGACCGUGUUGUUCCCAAAGAUCAGAGUUUCCAGAAGGACUAUGCUGGGAUCUUUCAUUUCCAGUUCUGGCAGUAUGGAGAAUGGGUGGAUGUCGUCGUUGAUGACCGGCUCCCCACAAAAAACGGACAGCUGCUCUUUUUGCACUCAGAAGAACGCAAUGAGUUCUGGAGUGCCUUACUGGAGAAGGCCUAUGCCAAACUGAAUGGUUCUUAUGAGGCUUUGACUGGUGGAUCUACUAUGGAAGGUUUUGAAGACUUUACUGGUGGUAUCUGUGAAUCUUAUGACCUGAGGAAAGCUCCCCCUAAACUGUAUCAAAUAAUGCAAAAAGCCCUGCAAACUGGUUCAUUGUUGGGCUGCUCCAUUGAUUGCUGCAGCUCCUCCAGUGAGGAUGCUGGUUCUCACCUAACGACUGUGUGGUCCUGGCCUAACAAUCACAAUCUGGACUGCCAGAUUACCAGUGCAAACGAAACAGAAGAAAUAACAAGUCAGAAGCUGGUCAAAGGCCAUGCUUACUCUGUAACUGGAGCAGUAGAGGUUACUUACCGUGGCCGGCUGGAGGAACUGGUCAGGAUCAGAAAUCCAUGGGGUGAAGUGGAAUGGACAGGAGCCUGGAGUGAUAAUGCCCCAGAAUGGAAUUAUAUUGACCCUAAGCAAAAGAAUACUCUGGAUAAGCAGGCAGAUGAUGGAGAAUUUUGGAUGUCCUUCUCAGAUUUUCAAAAGCAGUUUACAAGACUUGAGAUCUGCAACUUGUCUCCUGACACUCUUACCUGCAAUCAAGUUCAUAAGUGGAACAUGACUCUAUUCAAUGGAAACUGGCAACGUGGUUCUACAGCUGGUGGCUGCCAAAAUUAUCCAGCAACAUACUGGACCAACCCCCAGUUUAAAAUCAAGCUGGAUGAGCCAGAUGAUGAUCAGGAAGAAAGUGCAAGUGAGCCCUGCUGCACGGUGUUAGUAGGUUUGAUGCAGAAAAAUCGCAGGCGACAGAAGAGGAUGGGGGAAGGGCUGCUCAGCAUCGGCUACUCCCUUUAUCAGGUGCCCAAAGAGUUAGGAAAUCAAACUGAUGUUCAUCUAAGCAGAGAGUUCUUCUCAACAAACAGAUCUGUAGCUCACUCAGACCCAUAUGUCAACUUGCGUGAAGUAUCAAAUCGCUUCCAUGUGCCACAGGGAGAAUAUCUUAUUGUGCCAUCCACCUUUCAGCCUUUCAAAGAUGGACAGUUCUGCCUUAGGAUCUUCUCUGAGAAACAGGCUAAAGCUCAAGAAAUUGGGGACACUGUCACUGCUAAUCCAUAUGAGCCUCAUGUUACAGGCAAGGAUAUAGACGACGAAUUCAAAAGUCUGUUCCAAAAGCUUUCUGGGGAGGAUUGUGAAAUUACUGCAAAUGAACUUCAGACUAUUUUGAAUAGAGUCAUAACAAAAAGAACAGACAUUAAAAGUGAUGGAUUCAACAUAAACACCUGCAGGGAAAUGAUCAGUCUCUUAGAUAACCAUGGAACUGGUACCUUGGGACUUGUAGAAUUCAAGAUCCUUUGGAUGAAGAUUCAGAAAUAUCUGGAAAUAUAUAAGAAAGUAGAUACUGACUAUUCUGGAACCAUAGAUGCACAUGAAAUGAGAAACGCUCUCAAGGAAGCAGGUUUCACUCUCAGCAACAAAGUCCAGCAAAGUAUAGCUAUUCGCUAUGCCUGCAGCAAGCUGACCAUUGAUUUUGAUGGCUUUGUGGCCUGUAUGAUUCGUCUAGAAUGCCUGUUCAAAAUGUUUCAGAUGCUAGAUAAGGAUAAGCGUGGGACAGUUCAGCUUUCUUUGGCAGAGUGGCUAUGUUGUGCAUUGGUCUAAAGCAUUAUUUUUGGCAUUUAUUUGGGAACUGGACAACUUACCAUUCCACCAAGAAGUUUCCGGGACAGAGUUGAUUUCAUGACAUCCUAAAACAUGAGGACGAAAAAUAAUUUAUAUGCCAGGCUCUAGUGUAUAAUUUAAAAUGAUCAGAAAAUAAAUAAGUAUGCAUGGAAACAAUAAAUACCAUAUAUGGCAAGCA